UGUGACAGACCUGCCAAGGGGGAAUGAACCGCCUAACACAGCGCGCAGCGACGAAGCGGUGGUCCGCUCCACUGCGCAUGACCAAUGCAAGAUACACAUGUGAUGAGUUGACCCCCUUUACAACCAGUCGUAGGGAGAUCCAUGUGUUCUUUACCCACGGAAGGAAGGAGAAUGGCAGCUUAUUAAGCAUUAAAAGAUAUGGAGAAGGGAGAGACAGUUCCAAAAGGGUUCUUUUGGAUGUAGAAAAAUGCAAAGAGGAGAAAAUGAAGAAGAAAAUUCAAAAGUACCUCAUGGGAGGAGUGUUCCUCUCAUCGAUGUGUAUCUGUUUAAUUGAGUUCGAUGUUAUUGGUAGUUUGUAUGGCUACCUCCUGUCCUGUGGAUUGCUGGCAUUUUACACGUUCCAGCUUUACUCAUUCAACUCAGUUAUAUUGAGAGCAGUACUAGAUGUAAAGAACAGGCACCUCCUACUCUACCCAUUCACAGUCAUUAGGAGACAAGGGAUGAAAAAACAGGUCAUUUUAUCCCUGCACGAAAUUGGACUCAUUCGAACACAUGGAAAUUAUAUCAAAAUUUAUGUUAAGGGGGAAAGCUUACUCUCUUUUCUCCUUAAAUAUAAUAUGCUUUCGCCG
Messenger RNA from Plasmodium cynomolgi strain B, 629 nucleotides. RefSeq lists its product as hypothetical. Lineage: Eukaryota; Apicomplexa; Aconoidasida; Haemosporida; Plasmodiidae. The transcript has a single exon. The annotation marks the transcript as partial. The record is from RefSeq and is a predicted model, not a curated record.